AUGAAACUAACGCUCAUCGCCCUGAUCUGUUCUGCAGUCUCAGUAUCCGCCCAUUAUCUCCAGAUCCUCGAAGAAACCAGCACCUGUCACAACCGAACCGAUGCGCGAAGAGAUGCACGCGCCGCGGGGUGCAUGAAUGUGAGCAACUACGAUGUCAGCGGAACGUUAUGCAAUCCUUUCGGUUGCAAUUGUGACUGGGGAUGUAUUGAAAGUGACGGGGUCUAUGAUACGUGGAGAUCACACGUAUGCCCCGAUAGAGUAGGAAGCGAUGUUUGUGGCGAUGCCUAA
This is a messenger RNA of Fusarium proliferatum ET1, 288 nucleotides long. RefSeq lists its product as uncharacterized. Bases 1 to 288 code for a protein of 95 amino acids. The transcript has 2 exons. NCBI's taxonomy places the organism in Eukaryota, Fungi, Ascomycota, Sordariomycetes, Hypocreales, Nectriaceae. The record is from RefSeq and is a predicted model, not a curated record.